This is a messenger RNA of Suricata suricatta (meerkat), 2368 nucleotides long. It is a transcript of the gene SRD5A2, whose product is annotated as steroid 5 alpha-reductase 2. Gene Ontology annotation, cellular component: membrane. Bases 4 to 768 code for a protein of 254 amino acids. Gene Ontology annotation, biological process: steroid biosynthetic process. The record is from RefSeq and is a predicted model, not a curated record. Gene Ontology annotation, molecular function: 3-oxo-5-alpha-steroid 4-dehydrogenase activity. The transcript has 5 exons. NCBI's taxonomy places the organism in Eukaryota, Metazoa, Chordata, Mammalia, Carnivora, Herpestidae.
GCGAUGCUGGUCGGCUGCCAGCAGACCCCGGUGCAGGCGGGCAGCGCCGCCUUGGCCGCCCUGGGGGCACUGGUCCUGUACCUGGCGAAGCCCUCCGGCUACGGGAGGCACUCGGUGCGCGGGAUCCCCGCCGCGGCUCGCCUGCCCGCGCGCGCAGCCUGGUUCCUGCAGGAGCUGCCGUCCUUCGCGGUGCCCGCGGGGCUCCUCGUCCGGCAGCCGCGCGCUCUCCUCGGCCAGCCGUCCACCGUGCUCCUGGGCCUCUUCUGCACACAUUACUUCCCCAGGACAUUUGUUUACUCAUUGAUCACUAGAGGGAGACCUUUUCCAGUUGCAUUCUUCAUCAGAGCCUUUGUUUUCUGCAUGGGAAAUGGAAUUCUCCAAAGCUACUAUCUGAUUUACUGUGCUGAAUACCCUGCUGACUGGUACACAGACUUAAGGUUUGGCCUGGGUGUCUUCCUAUUUAUUUUGGGAAUGGGAAUCAACAUUCAUAGUGACUAUAUACUGCGCCAGCUCAGGAAGCCUGGGGAUGUCGUCUAUAGGAUUCCACAAGGUGGCUUGUUUACAUACGUUUCUGGAGCCAAUUUCCUUGGUGAGAUCAUUGAAUGGAUUGGCUUUGCCCUGGCCACGUGGUCCCUCCCAGCGCUUGCAUUUGCCUUUUUCUCACUUUGUUUCCUUGGGCUGCGAGCAUUUCACCAUCAUAGGUUCUACCUCAAGAUGUUUGAGGACUACCCCAAAUCUCGGAAAGCCCUCAUUCCAUUCAUCUUUUAAAAAAAAACCAAUAAAAAAGGAACAGAGCUCUCACAUGAGUGUUGAGCACCAUCAGGCUGCUGAACCUGUAACUUUUAAAGUUGCACAGGCUUCUUGUGUUCUGACAGCUGUCUUCAUGGGUACUUAGUGUGUACUCCACCCUCCCAGAGGGCCUCUCUACUGAUCUCCUCUUGAAGCUUCAACCAGUCUCUUUUCCACACAGAGGCCUCUAUCUGCUUCUUAGCUAUUCCUCUUAGAAAGUGAAGAACUUCCCUAUAUUUUCUUCCUUGGGUGAUCUGAGUAUGUGUGACCGGAUACCUACACUCUAUUAAUGUAAGACAUCUCUGUAGCCAGAAAAGGUUCCCAUUGAGGGUAUUGCUUCUAGACUUUAUUAAAGGUACAUAUUUUACACCCUUACAAAUGAGCAGAUAUUGAAGAUCUGAAGCCGCAUGGAUCCCAAGCAAAUGGAAACUCAGUCACACUUUCCUUCUCCUUAGUUAAUUAUGGAAGAUGUGAGAUGAUUAAGUGGACUUCUAAUAGAGGAAGCUCUCUUCAUCUUGCUAAAGAUGCAAUGAUUCACUGACCCCAUUUCAAAUGUGUGCAUUAGCUCAGCACCUCUGUCUUCCGGAAGAUUCCACGAUCCAUGUUAGAGAUAUCCCCCAAACUGGUGUGGUCAGCUUUUCAUGACCAUGAAAAGAAAGACAUGACUCUGGUUGGCUACUGAAGAGAAUAAAAAAAAAGUGUUUUACAGCAGGCGCUGUCAAAUCUGGUAUUGUCUGAAACCUGUGGAAAUAUCCAAAUAAUGAGAAAGUGUUGAAGAAGGGAAUUGACUGGGGAAGAUCAUACAUGGCUUGCCUGAAGACAGCAUUUGCAGCAAAAUGUCACAUAUCAGAAGUAUAUCAGCUGUACUCAGCAAUUCUUUUCUUCUAGGGUUUCUUCACUGCAGUCCUUGGGAUCUGAUCAGAAGGCAUUUCCUGGGGGCAGCCUGGAGGCAGUCCUCAAAGUCCCUCAGGGCAGAGGCUGACCCGUGCAACCAGAGUGAUGCAGUUGGGCAGAAAGCUUGUUUUGUUAGGCUCAGACAGGGCUUCACACAUAGUUUGACUUUCUUGUUUUCAACAUUUGAGGUUUCCAAUAUUUCAAAGUUAGGUCUCUACAUUCCAGUUUCAUUUAAAAAGUUGGAGGGUCUGAGCCCAUGGACCCCACUAAGAAUUGGGACUAAUCAGCUAGUAUGUGUUAGAAUUUGCAACCUCGGUUGGAGGGGUCACCCUAGCAUGGGUGCUUAAGACAUUAGGGUCUCCAGGGAGGGGCUGAACACUCAUAAUUAGGAUGUAUAAAAAUAUUUGUCCCCUCAGGUCCAGGUUUGUGGCAAGUGUUGGUAGUAUUUAGCAAGCCCUUUUGAGAAAUGAGCACCAGUUUUAUCAAGCGAGGUGCUAAGUACAGAAAUUCACUAUAUAAGAACAUAAGAUGCUCAAAAGAUCUAAGGGUGAAGUAUAUUACUGAAAGAUAUAAAUUGUAAUCAUAUAAAUAAGUGUUUUUCUGUUAAAUGCUUCUCAAAUAAUGGAUGUUAAGUGAUUUUGUUUGAAAGAUCCCUGGGCUUAUAAAUAUUUUUAUAAGAUGUUGA